AUGCACCAACGAAUCACGUAUCUACUACCACCAGGCACGGGAGUCAACCCGUCUGAUAUUGACGCUGGCAAAGACCAUCUGACCUUCGCCAAGGCCCACGAUGCCGCAGUCGAACGCCGCAUGACGCUCGGUCUCUCUGAGCUGCCGCAUUAUGUCCAAGCCUUAUUGAAAGACUUCCACGAACUGCACAUCAGAGUCGUCUCGUCACGGAAUCACCGCCUCCUCGCCCCUGUCCUCUCCAGACUGUCGCCGGGCAUACAUACCUUCUUCACGCCUCCCUCCAGGGAAGGAACGCUCGAGAACAACUUCUGCUUCGAACUCUCCUUGUUGCUGCGCUUGGAUGAGAAGGAGCUAAAAUGCAGUGCCGAGCCUGGAACUUAUCCGAGGCCGCCUGUGCUAUCCGAACGAUUCUCAACCUCCUCCACCUACCAAUUCUACCACGGUGUCGAUGACCUCUCCCUCAUCUCGCAGCGUAUUGCGGAACAGUGGUGUCCCGGACUUCAUGCUGCCUCAACUGCUGGUCAACUAUGCAAGCUACUCGCAGACGCUUCCGACGCAGCAUAUGUGGACUACGAUUACGAUGUGAUCAAUCAUGCUGUCACCAUCGCCAUUGUCUCAGCAUCAACAGACAUGGAGAAGACCGGCAAGGCACCCGCUCGUGUUCAUAAGCUUCAUCCUGACGACAGGCUCGAAGUCGGCAUUCUGGCACCCGAAACGGCCGACGAACCAGAAGAGCUGAAGCUUGGUGGCUACCUGACUGUCGUGGGCGAAAGUGAAAAGCCAAGCGCAACAUUGUUCUCUUUCCCAGCACGUCAUCAUCCUCUGCCUUCCCACGACCACACCUCCUUCACUGUUGGCUUUCAGAAGCCGAGUGGACUUCACCCAAAGCUCGAUAUCACCUUUCCAGCAAAAGACUUGAAGCCACCGAAACCAGAAACUUGUUCACUGCAUGCCUACUGGACCACGCCUGCCGCGCUCUUUCUUGAUCGCUACCAGUUAGGAGAUGAUCUAUAUCUUGCCUCGCAGAAUCUUGUAGCGCUUCACGCUCUGAGUGGCGAAGAGGAUCUCGAGCGACCAGCAUGGGCCAUCAACCAAUGGGGAUCUGCUGCGCUGAUUGAACUGGCUUCUCCGAAAGCCGUUGAUCAGAUGAAAGGCACGUGGACUGUAACAAUACCGACACACUUGCGCUACCUCAACGCUACAUCGUCUCCAACUGGGCACGCGCCUGUAGAUGUGCCUUGGCCGGUAGUCUUCUGGGCUUGCGAGGCAGAGGAAGGAUUGAAGAUGAGCACGAAUCCUUUUGAUCGAGUCAAUAUUGGAUAUGAUGGACUUUUCGGGCCCAAGACCAUGUUCUACCACAUUCCCCCAUCUCCUGACCGCGAAAGACUUGUCGAGCAGCUGAGUGUGCCUGUUCUUGAUCCAGCUCAGGCUGCCUGGGUUCCUCUCGGCACCUUGCUUGCUGUGUUGGCUGGCUUUGGCUGGGUAUGCUGGAAGUUGUUUGGCAGUGGACCGGCCGCGUCCUCCAGAUCUCCCCAGACAAAGCUAGUAACGGAACCAGUGGCAAAAGCAGUCGUGGAAGAGAAGUCAGCCGCAACGAGAUAGCUGGUCCUGGAAGGAGAUGACAGGCCAUAUUGUAGUCUCAACGAAAGCUCUCUAAGGCACUACUCGACGCCCUUGAUUCUGCCAUGAUGCAAUAUGGAAGCACCUCCGAACCCGCCAGUGAGCCUUAGGCAUCAAAAAAUACACGCAACGGAUGAUGAUACGCACCAUCGCCAAUACACUGUAGAGGUUUAUGAACAAUCAGAAAUCCUAUUUCUCUCUCGCAGGAGGAGACCUACGGAGUACCAGAUUACCUGCUCGACUUUCUGGAUAUGAAGAACAACAUCAACAGUACGCUGCAUCAAGCGGAACUCUUUGCAAGAGUUGAGCUUAAUAGUAACUGUCUGGAGUUUUGAAGGAGGGCAUGUUUGCUGUUGAGUAUAGAUGGGUCGAAGCGUGUUGAAAAAGCAUUAAAUAGACUGGUCCUGCUACGGAGACAUGGUAGAGUGGGACUAGUGAGUAUUCCGGAACGGUGGCAGAAUGAUCAGAUCUGCUCCUACAGGACC
Messenger RNA from Sphaerulina musiva SO2202, 2105 nucleotides. Its product is annotated as PIG-X-domain-containing protein. Gene Ontology annotation, cellular component: glycosylphosphatidylinositol-mannosyltransferase I complex; endoplasmic reticulum membrane. The record is from RefSeq and is a predicted model, not a curated record. The transcript has 3 exons. Lineage: Eukaryota; Fungi; Ascomycota; Dothideomycetes; Mycosphaerellales; Mycosphaerellaceae. The coding region runs from base 1 to 1602 and encodes 533 amino acids. Gene Ontology annotation, biological process: protein processing; GPI anchor biosynthetic process. Gene Ontology annotation, molecular function: mannosyltransferase activity.